Molecule: messenger RNA, 2194 nt
Organism: Hyla sarda
Lineage: Eukaryota; Metazoa; Chordata; Amphibia; Anura; Hylidae
Exons: 8
Coding region: 794-1522 (242 amino acids)
Source: RefSeq, a predicted model, not a curated record
CCAUAAAGCUGCAGGUUGCAUGAAGUUUCCAGAGGGCCAUGUCACUCAUAUUUUACCAGAUAAGUUAUAGCUGUGACUGUACCACUGCCAUCAUGUAGGGAGCAGUAAAUGGCAGGUAGAAAAUACAACUACAUUUAUAAGCCACCCACCUGGCCAGGCUGGCUUGUUCUCGUGUCCUUGGCCCUGCGCCUGCAGACACCGACUGAGAAAGCUGAGAAAGCAGAGCAGGCAGUUAUUUAAUGGCCACGGCAUUGCGAACUCCAGGGCUUAUAUAAAGUCACAUGUGUGGCGUGACCUAAGCCAGAGUGGCUGUCUGGAAGAGGAGUGAUGUCGACAGCCAGCUCCGGGCCCGGCUCUAACACGGGGAAUCUCUGCAAUAGCUCAUCGACUGCGGUGGGCCUUUUCCCCGGGGCAGGCAGGGGUGUUAAAAAAAUAAAUAAAAUUGUUGUGAUAAUUUGUGACAGGUGGCGGACUGCUUGCCCCUUUCCCGUCCGGGGCCUCGGACCACUUCCUAAUGGACCGGCCGGUCAGUCCGCCCCUGUUCACCACCAUAUCAGGAACACAUAGCCAAUUACAUCUAUCAAGAAGCACAAUUGAAUUUCCAUAUAAGUCGAAGAGCGAUCAUCAUCUGUAAAUGUCAUCACUACUUCCAGCGACAGAUCUCCACCACCUGACCUCUCCCUCCCUAGGCCCGCCGUGAUCUUAUUCCGGACAGCAAAGAGGAGACCGGCAUGAGCUUACGACGGGUUAGUGUGAGAGCUAUGUGGGAUCUCCAUCGGGACAACCUCUAAACAUGUCUGGGGUUGAACAUUCAUCCUUGAACAUGACGAUUUCUUAUGACCAACAUGUGAAAGAUAUUACCUGGAAAUAUGAAAAUAAUGGAAAAAGAAGUCUAAUAGCAAAAAUAAAAAAUGGCAAAAUGGUUGGCAAUAUUGAUGAUGGAUUUAAGUUGUUUGAUUCAGGAAGAGUUUUGAGCAUUAACAAUCUGACGAAAAAUCAUUAUGGACUCUACAUCGCUGAUGCUACCUUAUUGAAUGAUACAACAAUUGAGGAGGAAUUUAUUGUGACAGAGCCUGAGCCUGUCCCACCUGCAGAGGUCAUACCUGAAUCCCUACCGCCGGAUGACCUAGCCAACCAUUUGUCAGAAAGGUCAUAUAUGGUUACCAUAUUCUCAAUCAUCAUAAUAUUGGUGUUUGUGCCGGUGUGUUUGUACAAAAAUUGGAAGAGAUCAUCAAACACAAUUGAACAAGAUGGCCAGAAAGAAGUCCAAACAAACCAAAAUGAAAAUGUGGCUAAGGAACGUGGGAAUGAAGAAAAUGUGAAGAUCAGCAUUGAAGACACAGGAACUGAAGAGUCCUUAUUCAUCAAAAUCCCUCACCUCUUCGACAAAUAUUCAGAACAGAAGAGUCCUUAUUCAUCAAAAUCCUUCACCUCUUCGACAAAUAUUCAACAGCUCACCAUCACCUCAGACAGCAAGAACAGCACAAACAAGAGUGUUGAAGAGAAGAUGCCCCGGGUUUAAUAAAAGUUAUGGAAAAUAUUUGGACCUAUUGCUAGGUUAUAGUACUCUGGAAGGGGUGGUCAAUAUGUCACACUCUAAAGAGCACAUUAUUUAUUUAUUUAAUGAUUUAAUGAGCGUAUUAUUGUUUAUAUAAUAUAAAAUAAAGGAUUGGGCAUAUGAUGAGUCAUAAGAUCUGAUGCCCAUGAUCCUAAACUCCACCAAGGCUACCUGUUGUGAACAGCAUAGCAUGACAUCAUGAUCAUGUGUAUACAAUGGAUCACUAUAGAGAUCAUUUUAGUCCCUGUAAUAGUCCAUUCUAUAUUCUUCUCAUAGAUCAUUUGUAGUUGCCUUAGUUGUAAAACAAAAACCCUUUAACCCCUUAAGGACUCAGGGUUUUUCCGUUUUUGCACUUUCGUUUUUUCCUCCUUACCUUUAAAAAAUCAUAACCCUUUCAAUUUUCCACCUAAAAAUCCAUAUUAUGGCUUAUUUUUUGCGUCGCCAAUUCUACUUUGCAGUGACAUUAGUCAUUUUACCCAAAAAUACACGGCGAAACGGAAAAAAAAAUCAUUGUGCGACAAAAUCGAAAAAAAAACGCCAUUUUGUAACUUUUGGGGGCUUCCGUUGCUACGCAGUGCAUAUUUCGGUAAAAAUUACACCUUAUCAUUAUUCUGUAGGUCCAUACGGUUAAAAUGA